Messenger RNA from Penicillium macrosclerotiorum, 1557 nucleotides. RefSeq names its product Amino acid/polyamine transporter I. Gene Ontology annotation, cellular component: membrane. The transcript has 5 exons. Gene Ontology annotation, biological process: transmembrane transport. Lineage: Eukaryota; Fungi; Ascomycota; Eurotiomycetes; Eurotiales; Aspergillaceae. The record is from RefSeq and is a predicted model, not a curated record. Bases 1 to 1557 code for a protein of 518 amino acids. Gene Ontology annotation, molecular function: transmembrane transporter activity.
AUGAAUAUUUCGUCUGAUCCUGAUACCAAGGUGGCUACACCAGAAAAGCCUCUCAGCGAUGAGGAACAGCUGGCGGCACUGGGACAUGUGCAGGAACUCCGUCGGGAGUUCUCGCUGUGGUCCAUUGUAUGCCUUCAAAUAUCCUUGAUGGCCACCUGGGAAGCUCUUUCAUCUGUUGUAGCGACGGCCUUAACAAACGGAGGAGCCCCAUGUUUAUUUUAUAACUAUAUAAUUGCCCUAAUUGGUACCAUUUUUAUUGUACUCUCGCUUGGCGAGAUUGCCUCCAUCUACCCUACCGCGGGAGGGCAAUAUCACUGGGUCCAUUGUCUGACCCCAUCAUCCUACCAAGCCACAGCUUCAUGGUUCACUGGCUGGAUCUCAAUCGGAGGUCAACUCGUGCUCGCCGCUUCUGCUGCCUUCGCCGCUGGACUGCAGCUACAAGCUCUGAUUACUAUGAACCAUCUCGACACAUAUAUUCCCACACGCUGGCAGGGGAUGUUAUUCUAUUGGUUGAUUCUGACAUACUCAGCCGCUGUGAAUAUCUGGGGGUCCAAGAUUUUACCACAUACUAACACUGCUGCUGGAGUGUUGCAUGUUAUAGGCUUUAUAGUUAUUGUGUGCGUUUUGGGCGCCAUGUCUGAAAAGCACUCAGCCAGCUAUGUCUUCACAGAGUUCUCUAAUACCAGUGGUUGGAGCAAUGAUGGGGUCUCCUGGCUAGUGGGACUUUUGAGCGCUGUGUAUCCAUUUCUUGGAUAUGAUGCUGCUUGCCAUUUGAGCGAAGAGCUUCCGAAACCAUCUCGGAAUGUCCCGCUCGCUAUGGUUGGCAGCGUGGCAAUCAACGGCCUCAUUGGGCUGAUAUAUGCUAUCGUGCUACUCUUUGCGCUUGGAGAUCUCGACAGCCUCCUUAAAUCUGAAAUUGGGUUUCCUUUCAUGCAACUAUUUCUGAAUGUUACGGGUUCAGCAGCCGGGGCUUCUAUUCUCGCACUCUGUAUCACUCUAAUUGCAGUUGCUGCCAACGCUGCUGGAUUGACUUCAACAAGUCGUACAGCGUGGGCAUUUGCCCGAGAUAACGGGCUACCCGCUUCGAAGUUUCUGUCGGUUGUGAGCCCGACCGCAAAGGUUCCAGUCAGAAUGGUAUUAGUGGUAUCAUUUUUGCAGAUGCUUUUGGGGUUGAUCUAUCUUGGCAGCUCCACUGCUUUCAACGCGGUAUUGUCUAUGGCCAUUUUGGGCAUGUAUGCCUCAUAUUUCUCACCUAUUUUAUUCAUGCUGUUAUAUGGUCGACGGUCAUCAGGCCCUGUCACUCAAAGACUCGGCUCUGGAAUGUUCAAUCUGGGCCCACGAUUGGGUCCGGUAAUCAACGUGCUUGCCCUGAUAUGGCUCGUUCUAGCAAUGGUCUUCAGUACUUUUCCUACUGUUGAGCCAGUGACGCCUGACAACAUGAAUUAUUGUGUGGUAGUCAUGAUGGGUUGGGUCGUGAUUGGAGGUAUUUAUUAUUAUAUUUUCGCCGGAAAGAGACGCUUUACAGGCCCUAAAGUAGAGUUUGUUGAGGGAAUAUGA